CAUAAGAAAUAUUGAAAAGAAAGCAAAAGCCGGCUUAAAAAGAAAAAAAAAUUACUAUUUAGGAAUUGAUAUUAUUUUAACUCAAGAAGCUAUUAUUAUACCAAAUGAGUGGAAUUGAAACAGUUCACCAAUGUUUGUUUUGUCCACAAACAUUUGGCAGUGGAGCUGAAAAAGACGACCACGUUCUGGACCAUUUUGCUCACGAGACUUGUACCGACUGCAAUCAAAAUUUGAUUCGAAUCGGUGCAAAUUUGUACACUCUACACACUGCGGUGACAUGCAUCAAGAUGGAAUUGAAAUCAGAGGCUCCAAUUGAAUCGAGUGCAAUCGAGCAAGUUACUACCAAUGAUGAAAGUCCACCAGUGUACGACAGAGGUAGUUGCAAUGAAGAUGAGCCGAUGCAGUCUGUUUGCACAUUUCCGGAUUUAGAUUCCAUAGAAGUAGAGAGAGUUGAAGUCAAACUAGAGUUAAAAACAGAGAAUGAAGAACCAAUUGAGUGUCUGAAUGAAAAUAUUUCACCUGAAUGCUCAGAUGGUUCGAAACAACACAUUGAAAAUAAAUCAAUGAAUUCAACACGAAAGAAGAAAAUUUCUGUAAAAAUUCAACCGCCAUCGAAUCUUCAAAAAAGAAAAAAGCAAUCGAAGCGGAAAAAGACUGUUUCUGGGGGCACAGGUGCAAAGAUAGUAAAGAAAAAAUCACAAGAAAAAACCAAUGACAAUGAAGAAAGCCUUGAAUGUCAUAUUUGCGGGAAAAUGCUUAGUUGUAAAUACGCGAUGCAACGGCAUAAAAUGGUGGUGCACAAGACUUUGGGUGAAAAUUGUUGUAAUAUUUGCAUAAAACUGUUCUCAACAGCAGAAGAUUUGGCCGAACACAAAGCGAACUGUAUGCGAAAACGUCGACAAUCAAAUACUGCGGUGCGAUUUGAGUGUGACAUUUGUGGUGCUAUACUGAAGAAUAGAGCCGUUUUACGUAUGCAUAUGCGGUUCGUUCACAGUCCCUCGUGUAAACAAUUUAAAUGCACACUAUGCGAGUCGUCGUUUGUACAGCAGAAGUUACUUGAUAUUCAUCAUAAUCGAAAACAUCUCGAUAUUAAGGAAUACGUAUGCAGCACCUGUGGUAAAAGUUUCAAAACAAAAGACCAGCUUAAAAGUCACACAAAUAGUCAUACUGGGGAGAGACCGUUCAAGUGUACUGUCGAUGGAUGUGAAAAAGGUUUCAAAACGCGAUCCAAUCGAGAGAGUCACAUUCGAACACACGCGGGAGGAAAACGAGUUCAAUGCGAAGUCGAAGGUUGUGGUCGACAAUUUACAUUCGAAAUCGAUCUUAGAAGGCAUAAGUACCGAUCACAUGGCAUUUUUAUUAAGAAGUAUUCAUGUUCGAUUUGUAGCGAAAUUUUCCCGGAGAAUUCUUUUUUGAAAAAGCACAUGCUCAAGCAUCAUGUUCAGCUUUAGUUGAAAAUAUGAAAAUUUAUUAGAAUAAAAGUUUUAAUAAUUUUUUUAGAUUAAGUAAACAGUUGAUUAUAUGAAAACAUUCUUCGUGAUAUGUUAUAGAAUAAAAUUUAUAUGAAUUGUUUAUUCCUAUCGCGGAUUUGUAUUUUUACGAGCUUAAAGUGACGCUAUAAUUUAUUUGAUGAAAAAUAAUCUAAAGCUAAGGAAGUGUCACCCGGAUUCGAAACAUCCUCUACAGCGUUCUUUUGGUAUUUUUGCAAAGAUAACAUAUUAAUAACAUUCAAUUUAACCUCAUAACCAA
Molecule: messenger RNA, 1749 nt
Organism: Sitodiplosis mosellana (orange wheat blossom midge)
Lineage: Eukaryota; Metazoa; Arthropoda; Insecta; Diptera; Cecidomyiidae
Product: zinc finger protein 557-like
Exons: 2
Coding region: 105-1451 (448 amino acids)
Biological process (GO): regulation of transcription by RNA polymerase II
Molecular function (GO): RNA polymerase II cis-regulatory region sequence-specific DNA binding; DNA-binding transcription factor activity
Source: RefSeq, a predicted model, not a curated record